This is a messenger RNA of Amoebophrya sp. A120, 1737 nucleotides long. Lineage: Eukaryota; Dinophyceae; Syndiniales; Amoebophryaceae. The record is from the annotation of a GenBank genome assembly.
GCUUGACGGAUAAUUUCCACGAGAUUCUUCACCCCGCAACCACGCCGGCGCAUCUGUUCAAAGACCCGGACAUUCUUUUCCAGGAUUUCCAGGCCAAAAGAGAAGUGAAAAUCUUCGUGUGCGCGCCGGUCGAGGACUUUGUCAACGAGGUGCUCUCGCUCUUGCGGAACCGCUGGCUCUUGCAGGGGUUCAUCGGCUAUGCACUGCAAAAAUGUCUGGGUCUGGAAGGAUGGAACUUGUAAUGCUAAUUCUGGAUCGUGCAAAAAUCUGUGUUGCAUGAAUGCCAAAUGUUCUCCACUUUUGACCAAGUUGAGAGGAAGUUUCUCGUGCAUGAUACAUAGGCAUGAUAGGGAUCUCGUCACAGAAUCCGUCAUGCUAGGUCCUGCAUUCCAGACGAUAUAGCUCAUGGAAAAUCUGCAUGACAAGUCUCACAAUCUUCCAGACCCAGACAUUUUUGCAUUUGAUAUCGGCCUGAUUUUCCACGACAACUUUGAUGUUGACCACAGGAGGACUUCUAGUACAACAAGUAGUCGCGAUCACGAAACCAAUCCUAAUGGUAAUGAUCCGGAUCCCGGCGAUGGGGAAAACCAAAACCAAAACGACGGAAGCCACGGAGAAAUCCCCACUGACAGAAAUUUUUUCCUCCACACCCUGCACCGGUUCCAGCAAAUGUCCCUGCCGUCGCAGUUUGCCAUGCUGGUGCCCCGGUGGACAAGUUUUUUGGAACACCCGGUCGAGCAAAGCAUCGAGGAGAUCGCGAAGAAAAGGAAAGUAUCCUGUGCAAAAGUAUCGUACUCGUAGUAAUUAUCGCAAUUAUGCAUUGCAAAUCCUUUUCUUAAGGUAAAGCCGCAUAACAAAUUUUAUUUUUCAUGCUGAGGAAAUUUGUAUUUGUAAUGCAUUUAUACUUCGAGUGCGAUAGUACUUUUGCAAUUCAUAGAAGCUGUUUUACUCCAGUGUCAUGCUGGAUGACAAAACCGAUACUACAACUACUUCAGGGGGCAGCACAAGUACGAGAAACCACAUCCGUAUCCACAGGAAAUUUCCCGUACACGACGUACAAAUGCGGUUUCUGCAUGACAAAACUUUCGUUCAAUUCUUUCUUUCAGCAUGACAAGUGGUAUGCUGCAAGUUGAUGAAAUUUGUGAUGCAUUUUGUGCAUGUACUUACAGGAAAUUUGUAUUGCAUGAUCCGGCGGCGCAUUCGCGAAGCGAGUCUCGGGCUGGGGACGACCUGCUCGCUAUUCCAAGCGGCAGCGAUUGCGGAGGGGGUCGUCUCCGUCGGUCUAGGGAUCGAGCCGGAGCUGGUGUAUCAGGCGGAAAACAUCGGCCGGGACCAGUGGGACGAAUAUGUGCCGACGCUGCGGUCGCGAGUGGAGGUGUUGGUCACAAAGUACGUGCUAUGAAAUGCAAAUAUGUCUGGGUCUGGAAGAUAGCAAGAUUUGUGAUGCAGUUUAUCCAAGCUCCACCAAGAAGUCUGCAAUGCAGGGUCUAGCAUCACGGGAUCUGCAGCCCCUUGGUGAUGCCUGUUCUGCAUGACAAAUGCCCUCUCAGCAUGGCCAGAAGUGGGCACCUUUUGCAAGUCACGCAACACAGAUUUUUGUACGAUUCGCAACAUGCAUCACAAGUUCGAAUCCUUCCAGACCCAGACAUAUUUGCAAUGCAUACGUGCUGGAAGGGUACCAAACGCCAGCACCGGCGAAAGAACAGGAGGAUGAAAAUACUCAAUCCACUUCAGAGC